Messenger RNA from Daphnia pulicaria, 1029 nucleotides. Its product is annotated as polyamine-modulated factor 1-binding protein 1-like. NCBI's taxonomy places the organism in Eukaryota, Metazoa, Arthropoda, Branchiopoda, Diplostraca, Daphniidae. The coding region runs from base 1 to 1029 and encodes 342 amino acids. The record is from RefSeq and is a predicted model, not a curated record. The transcript is spliced from 8 exons.
AUGGAGAGGAAACCAACUGUGGCCGAGUUAAGUCCUGACAGAUCUUCAUCCCCCAUCGUGUUUACUGGUAGCAGUGUAAAGCUUCAAAAGCAGCUACCCAAUAAAAUUCAAGACCAGCAAUUUAAAGAUGAAAGUAGAUCUUCAGAAGGUGCUGAAGAGGUGCAGGUCGGAAUUUUCUCUCUAUCAGAGGCUAUAAAAAAAGCCAGUGAUUUGUCGCGUGAAAAGAAAAGGUUGCAAAGUCACAUUAAAAACUUGCAGGAACACGUUUCCGCUGUCGAAGAGCAACUAGAACAGAAGCAAGGCCAGUGUGAAAUGGUGAAUUCACAGUUAAAAGACAAGGAGCAACGACUAAAAGAGGCACUUGAAUACAUUUCGGCGCUAAAAGAAGUAAUGCGAAUUGAAGAUGGACGACACUCAUCUGCCUUGAAAAAAGCUUGUUCCGACCAUGAUUCUGUUAAAAAAGAACUUGAAAGUUGUACAAAUGAAUGUAUUGGUUACCUUAAUCAAUUGCUUGAGGCGCAAGCAGAUAGUAAAGCCAUUGAGAAAGAUAAACUUGAAUUAGAGGGAAAUGUGAAUGUGACAAUCGGUGCACUUCAAGCCGAAAUUCAACAGCUUAAACUUCAUUUGGAAACUUCUUCUGCAGAACUCUCCGCUGCAGGAGAAAAAGCGUUGCAAUUUCAAGAGAAAAACGAGCAAGAACUCGAUAGCGAAAGAGCAGUGGACACUGCAACUGAAAUCUUAGCAGAGGAGAAGUUAAGUGGUACUAAAAAUGCUCUGGAGUUUCAAGUGAAUGAAUUGCAAGAAAAUCUAGAAGUAGUUCAACAUCAAAAUGAAUCAAUCAAACAAGAACUCUACAGUGAACCAUCAGCCCACAGUGAGACCAAAUCUCCCUUGGAAUUAUGCCAGAAUCAAUUAGAAGAAGGUCGCAAUCGGCAUUUAUUGGAAUUGUCCAAGGUACAGAAUACUGUAAAUAUUUUGAAGGAUGAGAAAAAUGCACUGCAAUCUCAAGUCGACGAGUUCCAGCAAUAG